AUGAGCAUAGAGACUAGGCUCUCAUCGGCUCCAGAAAGCAUCUGCCAAGAAUUGGAAUUGCGAACGGGUGUUACCAGCGUGAACGACUCCAUUGGCAUGAAGGCUGGAGGAAAGGGACCGACAUCACCCUCAGCUAGCCUCCCAGGGCCUGUGCAUAAAUAUUUAGUUUGCCGGCCUAGUGUCCGAUCAUCCUAUAAGAGUCAAAUCGAUCCACGUGCUCUCUGUACGGGGGGAGUUCGUUGCAAAGGGGCAGGCAGCAAACAGGCACCUGCAGCAAGCAGCCUUGGAACGGCAACCAGCGACCACAUUGCCAGGCGUGGGUCCCUUGUCGUCACUCCUCACGGCUUCGGUUACUUCCUCCGCACGGCCUGA
Aspergillus luchuensis is the source of this 372-nucleotide messenger RNA. RefSeq lists its product as uncharacterized. Bases 1 to 372 code for a protein of 123 amino acids. The transcript has a single exon. The record is from RefSeq and is a predicted model, not a curated record. NCBI's taxonomy places the organism in Eukaryota, Fungi, Ascomycota, Eurotiomycetes, Eurotiales, Aspergillaceae.